This is a messenger RNA of Polypterus senegalus (gray bichir), 2629 nucleotides long. It is a transcript of the gene nup42, whose product is annotated as nucleoporin 42. Gene Ontology annotation, molecular function: nuclear export signal receptor activity. Gene Ontology annotation, cellular component: nuclear envelope. Bases 524 to 1831 code for a protein of 435 amino acids. The record is from RefSeq and is a predicted model, not a curated record. The transcript is spliced from 7 exons. NCBI's taxonomy places the organism in Eukaryota, Metazoa, Chordata, Cladistia, Polypteriformes, Polypteridae.
CGGUGUUUUCAUAACGGACUCUUUGUCAUAGGUCAAGCAGAUGGAUUUACCGCCCACAAGUAAAAACUGCUAAGUGGUCAACUGGUACGACAUCAGAUCUUACCGAAUUACUUCCUGAGGUAUCCUGGUGUGGAGGUAAACACUUUGAGGUGUAAAGUUAUUGAGUAGGCAUCCGUUAACAGAAAGAACAUUUAUCUAUAUAGCGCCUUCCAAUACAAAGCAUCAUCCAAGGUGGAUUAUAAGUGGCAUUAAGUGGAAAUAAACAAAAACGGUCAGAUGGUCAGAGCGUAUAAUUAAAAAAUAAAUAAAUAAAAAAAAUCAACAUACAGUGGAGAAAAAACCUCUGGGAUUCCUUGAGCAGAAACCAACCCAGAACCUUUGAGUUACAUACAUUACAUUGUAUGUCUAAGAUACAAAAAAGAAUAAAAAGAAAGUCAACCUGUGCAGAUGUCAUCAGGGACAGGACGUCGGUGAUCGUCUUCCUUCCGCCAGCCUCGGAGAAUUUUGUCCAGAAGGUGAUGGCAUGGGGCCACCACCAGAUACAAAUAAGUUGCAACAAAACACAAAUGAUGUGACUGGUCACAAAUUUAACAGAAAGGCAGAUUUAAGAAGGUUUGGCAACAGAGUGUGGGUUAAUCCUUCACAUAAGUCUCAUUCCUAUAAUGAGUCUCCUACGUUCUCUAGGCAGACUGGCUGGGGAAGAGAUGAUGAGAAUGAUGGGCGUGGUGCCCGUGAAAGAAAUCCGAGGAGGCAUGGAGGAGGAGGAGGAGGUUUUGAUACUUUUUCUGGAUUUUCUGACACUGGAUCAUCCAGAUUCAACUUCACCAACCAAAACAAAUUCUCACAUUUGAACACCCAACAAGAAUGUAAUGUUGAUGAUCAGGAAGAUGAAACAGAGACACUUCUGAGCAUGAUUAAAAAGGACAUGGAGAGCUGGGAGCAGUCAGGGCAGUGGCUUUUCUCUUGUUACUCAGUUGCUAAAGAUACAUCUUGUCUAACAGGAUUCCAAGAUUUUUCACCAGAAGAACUUCGUUUUGAAUACUGUACUGCACUGGCAUCGGGGAACUUGCAGGCUUAUGCCAGUUCUGUGCAACAGUUAUUAAGUCAACAAAAAACGAGAAUAUUUGAAUUAAAGGCUCAAAAUUCAGCAACUAGAGUACCCCUGAUUGCAGAACUUAAGCAUUAUGGUCAGCAGGGUUCAUCAUCAGGAUUUGAUGCAUUUCCAAAACCAUUUGUAUCUGAAGGAUUUGGAUCCACAUUAUUCAGUUCAACAGAAAACACUACUAGUAACAGCUUUAAUUUUAAAUCUGACAACAUACCUCAAAACCCAGGAUUCUCUAAACCAUUGUUUGGCAGUUCUACAGGAUUUCCAUCUCAGCCAUCAUUUGGUUCUGCCACUUCACAUGCAUUUGGAAACACUUCAUCAUCUCCUUCUGUUGCAUCUUUUUCUUUUGCUCUUCCUGCUGAAGAGAAGUCACAGCCUGUGGGUUUUGGCAGCGUACAGCCAUCUGGGUUUGGUUCCUCUUCUGUAAACUUUAAAAGCAGUUCUGUGUUUUCAGCCCCUCCAUCGGCCACCUCUGGAUUUGGUGCAGCCGCAGCCUUAGCAGAAGCUUCUUCUGCUGGAAUGUCUGGAACAUCUUCAAAUGUGUUUGGCAGCAAGAUUAGCACCACUCCUUCAACAGUUGCUCUUAGUACCACUACUCCUUUGAACCAGUUAUUUACACCACAAAGUGAGCUGACAGAGGAGGAAUUAAAAGAAUUCCAAGCCAAACGAUUCACUUUAGGGAAAAUCCCUUUAAAACCGCCGCCAAAGGAGCUGCUGAUUGUUUAGUAUGUGUGUGUUACUUUUAUGUUUGGAAUAAAUGAGUCUGUACUGAUUUUGUAUUUUUACACUUAUGUUGCCUUGAAAAUUUUUCAGAUUUCAGAAAUCAAGAUGUGUAAAAUAGUCAAGUAAUACAUUUUCAAUCAUGAAAUCCUGAAUGUAUAAAGAAGGAAGAAAUAUUUAAUAUACAAUUAAAUUGAACUUCUAACGGGUACCUAACAUUUUCUAAGUUUAUUAAAGUGUCCCAUAUUUUAUGCAGAAAUGUAAUGGAUCUGUACAUUUUUUACAUUUGUUUGUUUGUACAACAUGCACAAAUGUAUUUCUUGCUGUUGGUUUAAAUCUGUCUGCCUGUAAAAGGGCCGUCUAUGGCCAAUGCCAACAUGGCAGCAAUCUCGGCUGUGUAAUUCGUUGUUUGCCGUCGUAAUGGACUUUUUACAAUAACCAGACUAACAGUCUAACUGAUAAUAAGUAGACUAUUUUGUAAUAUUCUGUCAAAGAUUUCAGGUUUUAAUUUUUUAAUUUAUUUUUUAUUAUAAUUCUUUAUUAGCUGAAUUACCUUUUUAUUGCUUUUGGCAAAUUUCCACCUUUUUUGUACUAUGUCUUGAAUUUAAAUAGUCAAUUUAUAAUUAAUUUAAAUAUUCAGUUUGCAAUAUUUCAUUUAAACUUGUCAUUCUGGUGAUGUUUAUUUCAUUUUCAUUAUCCUACGCUACCAAAAGGAAUGUGGCCAUGAAUAUCAAUUGACAGUUUAAAAAAAAAAAAAAUUUAAUGAAUUGAAUGUACAUUAAAUUUGAUUCUGUGUACUAGUAA